AUGGCUGAGAAGCUGGUGCCCGGGGACCUGUUCCUGAGGAAGACCCGGGAAUCAGUGUCAUCCCUGGAUUCGGACAAGCUGGCACCCAUCUCGCCUGAGGCGGGCGGCGAGGAGUCAUCUGACAGCGAGGGCGAGCAGGACAGUUCCCACAAGCUCAUCCGGAAGGUGUCCACCUCGGGGCAGAUGAGGAGCAAGAAGAGUGUAAAGGAAGGGCUGUUGCUGAAGCAGACGAGCUCCUUCCAGAGGUGGAAGAGGCGAUACUUCAAGCUGCGGGGCAGGACACUCUAUUAUGCCAAGGAUGCCAAGUCCCUGAUCUUCGACGAGGUGGACCUGUCUGAUGCCAGCGUGGCUGAGACCAGCACCAAGAACAUCAACAACAGUUUCACGGUGAUCACGCCAUUCCGGAAGCUCAUCCUAUGUGCGGAGAACCGGAAGGAGAUGGAGGACUGGAUCAGUGCCCUGAAAUCUGUCCAGAAGUGGGAGAUCCAUGAGGUGACAUGGGCGGGGGGUGCUCAUCUGCGAAGGUUGGGGACCAGGGCUGCGCAUCCUGCGGGGACCGUCCCUGCUCCUCACGUGCUCCCCCCCUGCGCAGUCUGCAAGUUCAAGGCACACAAGCGCUGCGCCGUCAGAGCCACCAACAACUGCAAGUGGACAACCCUGGCCUCCAUCGGCACCGAAAUCAUUGAGGAUGAGGAUGGGGUGGCCAUGCCCCACCAGUGGCUGGAGGGGAACCUGCCCGUCAGUGCGCGCUGCGCCGUCUGCGACCGGACCUGUGGCAGUGUCCGGAGGCUGCAGGACUGGCGGUGUCUCUGGUGCAAGGCCAUCGUUCACAGUGCCUGCAAGGAGCUCUUUGGCAAGAGGUGCCCCCUGGGCCAGUACAAAGUGUCCAUCAUCCCGCCGACUGCCUUGAACAGCAUUGAUUCAGAUGGCUUCUGGCAGGCCACCUGCCCCUCGACCUGCUCCAGCCCUCGCCUGGCCUUUGUCAACUCCAAGAGCGGGGACAACCAGGGCGUCAAGUUUCUGCGCAAGUUCAAGCAGUUCCUCAACCCGGCCCAAGUCUUUGACCUCAUGAAUGGGGGCCCACACCUGGGGCUGCGCCUCUUCCAGAAGUUCUCCACCUUCCGGAUCCUAGUGUGCGGGGGGGAUGGCAGUGUGGGCUGGGUGCUCUCCGAGAUUGACACCCUUGGUCUCCACAAGCAAUGCCAGCUGGGCGUCCUGCCCCUGGGGACCGGCAAUGACCUGGCACGGGUGCUGGGCUGGGGCAGCCUGUGUGAUGAUGACACCCAGCUGCUGCAGAUCCUGGAGAAGCUAGAAAGGGCCACCACCAAGAUGCUGGAUCGGUGGAGCGUGCUGACCUACGAGGCCCCCAAGCAGUCCCCCCCGGCCCUGAAAGAGGAGGAGAACGGGGACUCCAACAUCCAGGCCCAGAUCUCCCACUACGCCGACUCUGUUGCCUUGCACCUGGCCAAGAUCCUGGAGUCAGACAAGCACUCGGUGGUGAUCUCAUCUGCAAAGUUCCUCUGUGGCACUGUCAAUGACUUUGUGGCUGAAGUCGGCCGGGCUUACAAGAGGGCAACGGAGAACAAGCAGGAGGCCGAGAUGAUGGCACGAAAGUGCGCCAUGCUGAACGAGAAGCUGGACUCACUGGUGCGGGAGCUGAACGAGGAGGCUCAGGCCAUCGUGGUCCCUGAGGGAAUGGCGCAGGCCACCCCUGCCGACAUCAAGGACCAGGAGAAAGGUGGCAGCUUCAACCCCAGCCCUGUGCCUCGCAUCUUCAAAUCCAAGGAGCAGCUCAUGCUGCGGGCGAACAGCCUGAAGAAAGCCCUGCGGCAAAUCAUUGAGCAGGCAGAGAAAGCUGUGGAUGAGCAGAACAAGCAGACCCAAGCCUACCGGGGCAGCGCGGGCCCCAGCAGGAAGGACAGCUCAGAGGAACUCAGCAAGGAGGAGGAGAGGCUCAGCUCCCGGCGGGAGACGGUGACCUCCGCAUCUUCCUCCAUCAUCCUGGACCGGCCGGACACCUUUGGCAGCUUGCAGUUCCCCGAAGACCCCAGCACCCUCCACUUCUCGGAGAAAUGCGUCAUGAAUAACUACUUCGGCAUCGGCCUGGAUGCAAAGAUCUCCCUGGAGUUCAACAAUAAACGGGAUGAACACCCCAAGAAGUGCAGCAGCCGCACCAAGAACAUGAUGUGGUAUGGGGUGCUGGGCACGAAGGAGCUCUUGCAGCGUACCUACAAGAACCUGGAGCAGCGGGUGCAGCUGGAGUGUGAUGGGGUGCCCAUCUCGCUGCCCAGCCUGCAGGGCAUCGCUGUCCUCAACAUCCCCAGCUACGCCGGGGGCAUCAACUUCUGGGGAGGCACCAAGGAAGACAAUAACUUUGGGGCUCCAUCCUUUGAUGACAAGAAGCUGGAGGUGGUGGCUGUCUUCGGCAGCAUCCAGAUGGCCGUGUCACGGGUCAUCAACCUCCAGCACCAUCGCAUCGCGCAGUGCCGCGUGGUGAAGAUCACCAUCCGGGGGGAUGAGGGCGUUCCUGUGCAGGUGGACGGAGAAGCCUGGAUCCAGCCGCCCGGCAUCAUCAAGAUCCAGCACAAGAACCGAGCCCAGAUGCUGACAAGGGACCGGGUGAGCUUGGGGGUUGCACAGCUCGCAGCGGGGCUGUGCUGGGGCAUGGGGAGGUGUGACAGGCUGAGGGGGCCAUCUCCGUCCCCGCAGGCAUUUGAAAGCACCCUCAAGUCCUGGGAGGACAAGCAGAAGGGGGAGAGCUACCGAGCAGCCACCCGGCCGCGGCUCAGCUCCCAGCAGUCCAUGGAGUACCUGACUGAGGAGGAGAGCAGCCUCUUGCAGCAGGUCUCGCAGGUUGCUGAGACUCUCAUUGCCAGGAUCCAUGAGGCAGCCAAGGCUCACAAAGCUGUGGAGCAGGAGCUGGCACACGCUGUCAACACCAGCUCCCUGGCGCUGAGUGAAGCCCUCUCUAACAAAGCCACUGGCACCUCGGAGCACCUCUGGGGUGGCAGCAGGGCUGGGGAUGGUCCCUGUCCCCCACAGCUGGACUCACCGCAGGAGGAGGAAGCGCUGCAUGGUCCCCUGAGUGUGCUGGGCCAGGAGCUGCAGAGGCUGCUGGACAUUCACUGGCUGGGUCCCAUUGUCCACCCUACUGAGGAGGAAAGCACUGGUAGCGCCAACAAGGGCAGCUUCAAGCUUCGCCUCAACAUCCCCAAGCCCAGGAAGGACAAGGACAAAGUGCAAAAGCAGAAGACCAACAGUGCGCUCCCAGCAGACAAGUGGGGCUCCGAGGAGGUGGCAGCUUGGCUGGAAGCGCUCGGUUUAGGGGAGUACAGAGACAUUUUUGUCCGGCAUGACAUCCAGGGCUCUGAGUUGAUCCUGCUGGAGAGGAGAGACCUGAAGGUACAAUCCCCCUUGUACCCCCCUGAGGGACCCCCAGCCCUGAGGAGCAUGGACCUGGGGAUCACCAAAGUGGGCCACAUGAAGAGAGUCCUCCAGGCCAUUAAGGAGCUCAGCAACCCACCCUAG
This is a messenger RNA of Pygoscelis adeliae (Adelie penguin), 3528 nucleotides long. RefSeq names its product diacylglycerol kinase, kappa (gene DGKK). Gene Ontology annotation, biological process: lipid phosphorylation; diacylglycerol metabolic process; intracellular signal transduction. Gene Ontology annotation, molecular function: ATP-dependent diacylglycerol kinase activity; protein binding. NCBI's taxonomy places the organism in Eukaryota, Metazoa, Chordata, Aves, Sphenisciformes, Spheniscidae. The record is from RefSeq and is a predicted model, not a curated record.